AUGUGCGGCAACACGCAGCAGCAGCAAAAGCAGCAGCAGCAGCAGCAGCAGCAGCAGCAGCAGCAGCAGCAGCAGCAGCAGCAGCAGCAGCAGCAGCAGCAGCAGCAGCAGCAGCAGCAGCAGCAGCAGCAGCAGCAGCAGCAGCAGCAGCAGCAGCAGCAGCAGCAGCAGCAGCAGCAGCAGCAGCAGCAGCAGCAGAAGCAGCAGCAGCAGCAGCAGCAGCAGCAGCAGCAGCAGCAGCAGCAGCAGCAGCAGCAGCAGCAGCAGCAGCAGCAGCAGCAGCAGCAGCAGCAGCAGCAGCAGCAGCAGCAGCAGCAGCAGCAGCAGCAGCAGCAGCAGCAGCAGCAGCAGCAGCAGCAGCAGCAGCAGCAGCAGCAGCAGGUGCAUGAGGAGCGAUGCGACACGAGGGGGGGAGGGAGGGGACGCACCUGCACGAUGGUGGCGUUGAGCCAGCUGUAG
Closterium sp. Yama58-4 is the source of this 459-nucleotide messenger RNA. The record is from the annotation of a GenBank genome assembly. NCBI's taxonomy places the organism in Eukaryota, Viridiplantae, Streptophyta, Zygnematophyceae, Desmidiales, Closteriaceae.